Protopolystoma xenopodis is the source of this 342-nucleotide messenger RNA. The record is from the annotation of a GenBank genome assembly. NCBI's taxonomy places the organism in Eukaryota, Metazoa, Platyhelminthes, Monogenea, Polystomatidea, Polystomatidae.
AUGCUUCUACUUUGUAACAAGCCAUCCUCACUCUUCUUUACCAUCAUUAGGUUUCAGCUUCUGAUUGAUCUGCAUCUGCCCAAUGCAGUCUACGAGGAUUACCAAGCCAAACUGCAUGACCUCCAGCGACAGGUUGCCAAGCUCACUGAACUGUCAGAUCAGAUGUCUAAAACUUCGAGAAGCACGAAGACUGCUGAUUGCAUCACCAGUUCGGACCAGAAAACGUGUAUAAUUACAAGCGGACUGUCUCUAGCCUGCCAAAUUCAAGCGUUGGAGCUCAAGAUUUCUGAGCUUCACCAAUACAAGCCAGAAGCACCGUCGGCAGAAUUAAACAAGGUCUGA